AUGGUGAGGAGCGAGCUGACUGUGAAUUCGAUCGAUUCCGGCUGUGAUGGAGGCGAUGAGUGUAGUACGAACAGUCGAAGUAGUGGGAAAAAGGAGUCGGCAAGUAAUCGAACACCAUGGAAGUCGGUAAUUUUGAUGGGAGUUGUGGCCAUGUUCACUUCGUUGCAGUAUAGCACAUAUUUGGGGUCAAUGUGGCCACAUUUGAAACAGGUAAGGGGGAUUGGUGUCAUGGAUAAUAUAACGGAACUGCCAUAUCUCAACUUUACUCUGCAAAAACAUCGUCUUUGUGCUAUAUUCUCUCUAAGUUAUCAAUUUUAAGGUGGAAAAUCGUAUUUUCAGCGGUUGGAACAGAAUGCCAAGAAUGGCGGGAAAUUUGAAAAUUUGAAUUUUUGAGAUUAUCCAAAUGGUAGGGAAAGGUCUGAAAAACGAAUGUGAUGCUCUUUCCCCCCUAAAAACAUUCUCAAUAGCCAUUAAUUUUUUAUUAGUCCUUUUUUUAAAAGAUUGUCGGUGCAACCGUCAAAUGAUCAUGUAUAAUAUAGUUUCUUAUCAGAAUUUUGGAUUUUUUAAUCAAAAAUGCAUUUUUUAAAAAUAGAUUAGAACCAAAACGCAUUUCACUCAAUAAAAAUUCCUAUUCGGUCCCAUAUAACAGAAUGCCAAGAUUGGCGGGAAACGAAAAUUUUGAAUUUUAACUUGCGCAAAAUCUGACCUACGUUUGAAAAACGGAUUCUAAACAAUUUUCUUCUGUCAUUUUUUAUGUUCCUGUUAUCAUUUCAACUCCAUUUUCAGCUGGACCCAUCCAUUGAUGAGGCGUUUUUCGGAACUGCGGCCUCAUUUUAUCCACUGGGGCAGAUUUUGUUCUCCCCCGUGUUCGGAUGGUGGAGUAACCACAUCAAGAGUAUAAAAAUCCCACUGAUUGUGGCCAUGUCGGUUGAAUGUUUGGGAAAUGUGGUCUACAUCUUUAUGCAGACAUCUCCAAGCGCGGCUAAAUGGAUGUUCAUGGGGGCCAGAUUUAUUUGUGGGAUUGGGACAAGUAGGUGCUCCAAUUUAUCAUGCAUUAUUCUUCUCUUGAAAUAAUUUAUUAUUUGGUGCAAAAAACAGUCUUGCAUUGUGUAGAUUGCCUGUUAUUUUUUUGCACUGUGCAGGUUGUCUGUUUGCACUGCGCUGAUGCUAUGAUGCUAAUAUGGCUUUCUAGUCCAGGUAAUGUGGGUCUCAUGAAAGCCUACGCUUCCACAGCGAGUACGGAUCAAGACCGAGCGGCCGCCAUAGCCACCGUAAUGGGAUUUUUCGCCAUUGGGCUUAUCGUUGGUCCUUGUAAGUAAAUGUUUUAUAAAUUUUUCUUUGACCCGCUGAAUCUUCUCUGUUUUUCCCCGAUUAAAAAAUAUUUUUCAGUAGUCCAGCUGGUCCUAACCCCAGUUGGAGAGAGCGGGCUUCAAAUUUCGACGAACUUUGACCUGAAUAUGUACACCUUGCCGGCCUUUGUCUCCUGCAUAAUUAACAUCACUGCAAUCGUAUUGCUCUUUGAUAUGUUCGAAGAGAAAUAUGGUGGAUUGGCUGAGAAAGUGAGUUAAUUAAGACUCAUUGUUAGCAUAGAUUGCCUCCUCGUAUUUUACAGAGAUCUUCGGAAGAAUCGACUGAAGAGCUUCCGCCAUUCGAUAAAUUGGGGCUUUUCGUUUGUUUUGUAGCAAAUUUCGCACAGAUGUUCAUGUUUGGGACGAUUGAAACGUAAGUUGCCCCAUUAAUUUGAUUCUUAAAUCGCAUUUUACAAUUAAGGGUAAAAGAAAAUUUGAGAUUUUUUGAGAAAAAUUGUUUUAGUCAUCAUGGAUAAUAUGUAAAAUUUUGUUGUUAAAAUCAAUCUGCAAAGUUUUGCAGCGUAUUUUAAGAAACAUAAAAGGUUAUUCUACACCGAACCUAACCAUUUUUCUGUUAAAAUUUCCUUUUAUGUGACUCUUGAAACAGAAUGCCAAAAAUGGCGGGAAAUCUGAUUUCAAAAAUUUCAAAGCCGAAAUUAGAUUCUGAUGGACCACAUUAGAUGGUUUAGUAUUAAUAAAACAACAGUUGUCCUCCUCCGUAUUUUACAAUCGUUUUGCACCGAUACCAGCACCUGAAACAGAAUGCCAAAAAUGGCCAAAAAUUGGCGGGAAACACGAAUUUUGAUUUUUUCUUUGAUCUUCCAUAAAAACUAGAACACGUAUUGUAUUAUACAAAAGAAAUCUUUUACUCUAUACGACAAAAAAGUAAUUUUUUGUAAUGUUUUCAGCCUAAGCACCCCAAUCGCGAUGACUUUGUUCGCUCUGUCCCGGAAAGAAGCCGUUCAAGUGGUCUCCAUCGUACAUGGAAUAAAAUCCGCCUUCGACUUGGCCAUGAAUGGAGCUUUUGCCGUAUUCAAUGUCGGGAAAUGGUAUGAUAUAUCAAUUUAUUUUGCGCGAACUUUCUAUUCAUUUCAGGGUAAAUCAGCGGCUGGCUUGUUUGAUCGGUUUUAUUGGAAUGGGAUUAUUUUAUGUCAUAACGUUCCCAUAUCCAUUUAUACCAGGGAAUCUGAAGACUUAUCGGAAAUCAGGUGGGAUUUGAAGGAUUAAAAAAAUUGGGUCGGCGUUUAAGGAGAGUAUACAAUUUAUAUUAUACUAGAGAAAAAAACAUAAUUUUUGAACGGAGGAAAGAGUUUGUCGGAUUUGUGAGGCCAUAUUUGGAUAAGUCAUGGCAUACUUUUCCAACAAAUUGUAAGCUGGCACAAGAUCUAGCUAAAAUUUAUAUUACACAUGUUGACCAAUGUCAAAACUGUCCUAAAUAAACAGAAAUAAAACCUUUUUGAGAAAUUGAGAUUUGAUAAGUCGUACUAUGACCUAUCGUUUAUUUUGCAGUGCAAUUCAAUGUAUGAACUCAUCAAAAAAUUUUUAUAUUACACUAGGUCAUCACGAUCAAGAAAGGUCUCCAAAAUUUUUUAAACUCGAUUUGACUAUAAUCUUCAGUCACUACAGGAAAGACAGCUCCUUGUUGCUCUAUUUAACCCAAGUCCGGCUUAAUCUCACUCAAAAGUCACCUUACACAAACCAUUCUUUCAGCCUACCUCAACUCCACAAUUGAACCAGUUGGUUGCGAUGUGGAGUCGCUGCAUUGGUGCGAAUACACGCAUCCAGUCAAUUUCUGGCUCUACUACAUUUCCUUUGUCAUCUUCAUUGGUUGGUGUUUCUCGCUGGUCAGCAUUGCCAUGUUCACCGUCUUCUCCCAGCUGAUUGGUCCUCGGAGGCAGAGUACGCAUCAUGGAUUUAUGCAGAUGACCGGGUCCACCGGCCGUAUGGUCGGUCCCUCUUCCAUCAGCUACAUGUACAAGUACCAGGGGAUUUAUCAGGCGUGGGUUUUGGAUAUGGGCGUCAUGUUCGGGACGGCCGUUCUUUGGGCCGCGACUUACAAACGACUAAAACCCUUGAUUUCCAAAGCAGAUUGA
This is a messenger RNA of Bursaphelenchus xylophilus (pine wood nematode), 3442 nucleotides long. The record is from the annotation of a GenBank genome assembly. NCBI's taxonomy places the organism in Eukaryota, Metazoa, Nematoda, Chromadorea, Rhabditida, Aphelenchoididae.